Drosophila persimilis is the source of this 975-nucleotide messenger RNA. RefSeq lists its product as uncharacterized. The transcript is spliced from 4 exons. Bases 1 to 975 code for a protein of 324 amino acids. NCBI's taxonomy places the organism in Eukaryota, Metazoa, Arthropoda, Insecta, Diptera, Drosophilidae. The record is from RefSeq and is a predicted model, not a curated record.
AUGAAAAGUUAUUACCUGGGCACAGAUGGACAGUGCUAUCCGCAAAAUGCUUUAGUAUGUCCCACGGAGGAACCGACGACAACAACCACGGAACCACCACCACCUCCGGUUCCACCAAGAGUUGAACGUCCAGUCGAACUGGCGCGCUGUCCGCCCGGCUCGAUCUUCUUCGAGGAGCAAUGCCGGAGGAUUGUCUGCACGGAGGGUGAAUACUACGCAGGGCGCUGCCUGUUGCCGGCUUGUCCGGCUGGCACCGUGUGGCAUGGCGGGAGCUGCCAGGAGCCGGGGUAUAUAACCACUAUACUGGAGAUCGACAAUGUGAUCCGGAACCAGCACGAGUAUACGGUGGCCACCGAGAACAUUAACCGUGUGGAGUACUCCACACUCCCCCCAUACGAUGAGGCGUACGACAAGAGCUACGAUGCCACCACCAGGCAUGAGGAAUCCAACGAUAUAAUAAUAACAACCACAAAGAGACCAUGGCUUUAUCCUACAGGGCAACCAACGACUAUGGCGCUUCCGCCGACAUCCGAAGUGUUUCCGGGCCGGAAUCCUCCGCCGGGCUGCUGUUUGGUAAAGAGUCCCCGGAUCUGCAUCAACUACGCGCCCAACUGGGUCUGCUCCAGCCGGGAGCGUAAGUUGUGCGAUCCCCGGGUCUGCACCAACUCGGUGAUCUAUCUCAAGCCGCCGCAGAUUGUCGAAAGCGAGAACCGACGACGCCUCGUGAUGCCGCCCAAUCCUCCGCUGCAGGCCUGCAGUACGCCCGAGUGCAAGGAGAGCGAAUUCCUGGACUGCUCUGGCUGCAAGCACGACCAGCGGGACAAAUGCUCACCGAGCUGCUACAGCUACUACUGUCCCAACGGCAGCUGCUCCUUCAUGAACUCCCAGGACUAUUGCGGCAUCUAUCCCAGCGGAUUCGGCUGUAACGCCGACGAUGGUUGCAUCUGGGACUGGUGCCACAAGAAGUGCUAUUAA